AUGGGUCAUAAAGUCAGCCGCCAUAAAAGUUACGCUGUGUGCCGAGUCGAUGGACUUCCAGGUCAGUAUCGAGUCAUUCGACCAGACGAUUCUUAUAAAUCUCAACCGAAUCCAUAUGCAAGGAGCAAUGGAAACAGUGGAAAUUAUCCAAGUCGUGACCUUGGGGUUACCGCAGACCGGAAAUACGUCACAGCCAUAAAUGAUAUAGGGAGCAAGGGCAUCCGGUCGCAUCAAGCAGAACCAAAACAAAGUAAUGUCAUUUCCGGUAAAAGCAAACCUAAACCAAAACCUAGAAAGAAAAAAGAUAUAAAUUCCAAUGAGAAAACAAACGGAAACUUACCAAAACAGACUGCACCGAUCCCAACAAAACGAAAAGAUUCACCGAAAAGUAAUGCAGUUGUUCGGAAAUCAAAUGGCUUUGCAAUUCACGAGGACACCAUAUUUCAUCAGGAUAAUACACGAAAUGGAUUUAUUGCUCGAAGCAAUGAAACUUCAAUUCAAGAACGACCACAAAGAGUGCUACCACGUGCAAAUCCGUCAGAAUCCGACGAACGUAAACCAAAAAGUACCUCGCAUGCAAAUCCAAAGUCAGUGCAUGAACGCAAACAGAAAAAUAGCCAGCGUGCUAACUUUACGGAAAGUGAAACAAGACGUGAAAUAAAAAGUUCUCUUGACUAUGAACACGAACCUCUAUCGGCUACAUAUACUAUUGAUACAAAAGUAGUCGAAGAUGAACUGAUUCCAGUUUCAAAUGUUGACUCUGCGGAAAUUAACACAAAGCAGGCAAUGUCUUACCUCGAAAGUGACACAUCACAUGCUAAAUUUGAUAGUGAUUCAACUGUACAUAAAACCGGAAAUGACGUGGAAAUUAGUACGUCACAAGUGAAUGACGACACGCCAGCUUAUACUAAAAUUAGUCCACCGGAGGAAAGUGUCGUCAAAGACAGCAGCCGAAGUAAUCACACUCUUGUCAGUGUUGUGGUACACCAACCGUUCAUAAAACCGGAGCCAAGUGACAUACCGGAAGUGGUUUUGAACGAUGAUCAAAAGUGUUUAUCAGACAAGGUAGAAAUUGAACAUCAAGAUCAGGUCAUGUUGGAUGACGAACCAGUCGACGUGGCUAUGUUUGAGCGCCCGAACAGCGCUAGAAGUUCUCAAAUUAAGAAAUCUGUAGCGUUUUCUGAUGAAUGUGUAGAUAUUGAACACGAUCUGAGCCAAAGUUAUUCCAGAAAUGGUUUUCAUGAGAAAAUGGACACUGUGUACGGUGUUAAAGAUGACGGCGAUAAAUGGGUAACUUUAGAUGGCAGGAACGCAACAGACUUUGCCCUUGUACAGCGUCAAAAAGUCCCGGGACAAAGUAUAUUAAAGAAAUCAAAAUGUCAUCCCAAUCAAGCUACAACUUUAGACUUUAGAGAUUCUUGUGACAGUUUAGACUUUAAAACAAAAUUAAAGAAAGAAAAAUCUGAAUUUGACUGGGAUCAUAUUGAAGACCCUUCUAAUCCCUAUCCCCAUGGCAUGGUGCCCGUGCCAGCACCCAGGGGUCGAAUGAAAGGUUAUCAUCGACCUCAAAACGCAGAGAUGACCAAGAUAAAAGCCUCCAAUGGUACGCUCGCGGAUUAUAUCAAACAAAAGUCCGCUAACUCACAUCAAGCAACGAAAACUUCGACUUCGAACGGUUUGAAUCAUAACAUGACCAUUCAAAAUGGUGGCCCAAGGCCGCAUUCGUCACGCGCUCACGGAGGUGACAUGUCUCCAAGAUAUGUGACAAGUCCGAGAUCUACCUCAGCUGAUCCAAGAAGCCGAGCGAUGUCUCCUACCCGUGUUGAUUCAAGAGGGCGAGUUGUGCUUCAAGAUGGACAUGCGCGUAAGAGAGUGAAUGGCUAUAUAGCUGACCCAGCCGUGCAUUAUGUCCAGAGCUCGCGAGGCAAAGAAGUGACAGCGUUAGAUUCCAGAUCUAAAACUAGACAGGUGAUUCCUCCGCAAAAACAAAAUGUGAAACUUGUAGUAAGUUCAGGGAAACAAAAAUCAUCCAAGAAAUCACAGCAUACAGUUAUUAUAGAGCAGCCUAAACAACAUCGUAACAUGGUUCGACAGCAAUGGAUGGUGGGUAACUUGUGA
Ylistrum balloti is the source of this 2118-nucleotide messenger RNA. RefSeq lists its product as uncharacterized. Bases 1 to 2118 code for a protein of 705 amino acids. The transcript has a single exon. The record is from RefSeq and is a predicted model, not a curated record. Lineage: Eukaryota; Metazoa; Mollusca; Bivalvia; Pectinida; Pectinidae.